ACCCCCAAACUCUGCCUUCUUUGCCCUAAAAUUAGUUGUAAUAGCAGUUAAAAAGUCCCAUCUUUGCGAAACCCAGUUUUAGUUUCAUCUCCUUCCUUGUUCAACGGUCAUUAUAUAUCUCGCCAAAAUCAAAUCAAAUCAUUCGUUUCUCUCUUAAUCACCUCCCCGCAAAACCCCAAAUCGUUAUUUUCGAUUUGGGCACACAAAUCAUUGUAAAAAUUUCAUCUUUUUCAUGUUCUUGAACCCUAACCACUUUCUUGAAGCUUUGUAAUACAGGGGGAGUUUCUUCAAAUGAGCGCAAACCCAUGAUUUUUUGAUUUUUUUAAGAGACCCCAUCAUGUCUAAAAUCGAAGAAGACUCUUUUUCAAGCCAGCCCAAUUCCCAAGAAACCAAGAAAAAGAAGAAUUUGAGUGGUGAUGGUGAUGAGAAUGGGAGUGAUGUGGUUAGGAGAGUGAGGCCUGCUAGAGCUUGUACGCUUCGGGCUGCGUUGAAGGUUUAUGAGGUGGAGGAAGAUUGUGGUAGUGAGAGGAAGAAGAGUAGGAAGAGAAAGGAGAGGUCUUUGUGUAGGGAGGAGUCUCCGGAUCAGUCCCCGCCUCAGGACGAGCAAUGUAGUAAGAUUGUGACACCGUUGGUUGCGGAGCCAACACUUUCUCAGCUGCCGCGGUGGAGUAUUAGGUCAAUGUGGGAGUUGGGUUCGGUUCUUAAUUUUUUGAAUGUGUUUAGGCCGCUUUUGAAUAUCAAAGUGGAGUUCUCGAUUGAGGAGCUUGAAACGGCUUUGAUUACACCGAAUAAUACUUUGGCUGAUAUACACAUUCCUUUGUUGAAGGCUAUCCCACCUAUUGCUCGAAUGACGCUUGGACACAAUACUUGGGUCACUGUUCUUUGUAGAAAGUUAAGGCAAUGGUGGCAUUGGGUUGCCGAUGGGGAGCUACCAAUAAUUGCAUCUCAUGGAUCUGAGGUUGAAGCAUAUAAUAAACUUGAUCCCGGUGUCCGGGUGGUGAUUUUAAAAGCCUUGUGUGAUAUUCGUGUCGAGCAAGAAGACAUACGGAGCUAUAUAGAUAAUUCAAUAAAGCAUGGCGUUCAGCUUUCAGUAUUCCGUAAGGAACGUAUUGGCGGUGAUUCUCGUGGAAUCUCCUAUUGGUAUGAAGAUGAUCCAGUCAUCGGUCAUCGUUUGUACAGAGAAAUUAGAGAAAUUGAGUUGACGAAAGGGAAGGGAAAAAGUGUACAACCUAUUUCUAGUUCGUGUUAUCAGUGGGAGACAGUAGCAACCAGUUUAGAUGAAUUUCAAGACGUUUCUGAGAAGCUUUUAGCAAGCAAAAACAGAAACGAGUGUUCUGUUGGAAAGAAGUUACAUAAUGACAUGCUUCCUGAGAUUGAGAAGGUCCACAAGAGAAAGGAGAAAAUGUUGAAGAAACAACAUAGAGAAGCUCUUCUUCUUGAUAAUAUGAUGGGUGUGAAUGGGCUUGCACCUGGACAUUCCCUUCGUGGUAGAAAACGUGUAUCAUAUACUUUUGAUGAUUAUGACCGAUCAAUAAAUGAAGCUAUCAAAUCAACAAAAACAAAACAACCAUUUUCUGAACAUCCCGUCAGAAGAGAGGGUUUAAGACAUAAUUCUUCUUCAAAUGGCAGUAGUAGACUGGGCGGCCGUUCACAAAAUCCUCAGCGUGAUUCAUUCAAUGCUUUAUCACCUAAAUCUCCUAAUUAUGUUGAAAGUGACUACGAAGAUAAUUCUGGACCAUUAGAUCGCAGCAAUCGGCGUAGGCAGAGACCUCAACGAUAUUCAGAAAGAGAGUUUGUAGAAGCGGUCUCAGAUCAAGAGGCAGGCUUCGACAGUGACAAUGAUAUAGUUGGAGAGGUUGUGUAUGACGAAGAUUAUUUGAGGAAACGGAAAGAUAUGAAGAAAAUAACCAGUAGCUCUGAAGGAGAUGAAGAGUAUUAUUGGGAAGGAGAACGUGCUGAAGAGGAAGAGGAAGAAGAAGAUUAUGAAUCUUUGAGUCUUAGUGAGGAUAGCAGUGAGCGUCCAAGAUUGAAGAAAUUACGAGGCCAAUCUAGGAGGGAAUCAAAGUCGAGGUCAGUUCAUGAUAUCCAAUCAGGUCUAAGACGUAGUAGAAGGGCCACCAGAAACCGUAUUGAUUAUAGGCGAUUAGAUGGGUCAGAUUCAGAAUACGAGUGCCUAGAACGGGAGGGAUUGAAUGCACAAGACAAGCACACCAAUAAAUUUGAAUCUGCAGAAUUUUCGAUGGGAGGAAGUGAAGAUACAGAAGACAAUGAUGAAUACCAGGAGAUGAAAAGUGAAGCACCUGUUGAAGAGAAGCCCAAUGCUGUAGAAACAGAACACCAAGUACCUACAAAAGGUCAUAGCACAGAUCAAGAUGAGUCGGAAGGUGUACAACAAAGGCGUUUUCUUGAUCUUAAUGAACUUGCACCAGGGCCUGGGUUUGACGACGGUCUGAAUUCAACUAUGAAAGAUGAGGAUACUGACAACUUGUAAGUCGUAAGGCUUCUCUUGGAAAGCUGUUUGUAUUAUUAGAUAAUAUACGGACUUUGGUCCACUAUUAUGGAAGUAAAAGUUAAAUAGGUCUUCCAUGCCAAAAUUUUGGCAACUGCCUGCCUGCAUGUUUUAUCUAUGACCAUGACAGGCAAUAUAUAACUGAGAAAUUACUUGCCAAAGAAAUGUCGGGAAAUUAUGUAACAUUGGUUGUUUUUUAAAGUUUCCUACAAGACCAA
This is a messenger RNA of Daucus carota subsp. sativus, 2727 nucleotides long. RefSeq names its product DDT domain-containing protein DDR4. Gene Ontology annotation, biological process: regulation of DNA-templated transcription. The record is from RefSeq and is a predicted model, not a curated record. The transcript has 12 exons. Lineage: Eukaryota; Viridiplantae; Streptophyta; Magnoliopsida; Apiales; Apiaceae. Bases 338 to 2491 code for a protein of 717 amino acids. Gene Ontology annotation, cellular component: RSF complex.